Molecule: messenger RNA, 1530 nt
Organism: Paralichthys olivaceus (Japanese flounder)
Lineage: Eukaryota; Metazoa; Chordata; Actinopteri; Pleuronectiformes; Paralichthyidae
Source: RefSeq, a predicted model, not a curated record
GGUUCGUGUCGGAGCAGCUCGGCUCACUCUGCAGCUUCACUUCUAUGGAGGCAGCUUCAUCCUGACCUGAGGCUCCACCGCUCACACACAGCCCGAGCUCCAGCUCCCGCCUUUCUUCUCAGCCCUGCUUCCACCUCCGCAUCGUUACCAGCCCCAGCGAUGACAGAAGGGACCAAUAUGCCAGACGGGGAUACCGCCGGUAAAGAUGAGGUGGCUGCCGGUGCACCCGCGGAGGACCGACAGCCGGAGGAGGAAAAGAAGGAGAACGGGGAGACUAAAGUGACAGUCCCGCAGCAGGCGGCGGCGGCUCCCGGUGCGGAGGAGGUCGAGUUUGUGCACCCCGAGGGCGGCUGGGGAUGGGUGGUCAUGCUGGCCGCCAUGUGGUGUAACGGCUCGGUGUUCGGGAUCCAGAACGCCUUCGGCAUCCUCUUCCUCUCUCUCCUGCGGGAGUUCGGCUCCGAGAAAGAUGACGACCUGCGCUUCAAGACAGCAUGGGUGGGCUCACUCUCCAUGGGGAUGAUCUUCUUCUGCUCUCCAAUCGUCAGCGUAUUCACCGACAUCUUUGGCUGCAGGAUAACUGCAGUGGGCGGAGCUGCGGUCGGCCUGGUUGGCCUCCUUGCCAGCUCCUUUGUCACGUCCCUGGGUCCCAUGUACUUCACCUAUGGCAUAGUAUUCGCCUGCGGGUGUUCUUUUGCCUACCAGCCCAGCCUGGUCAUCCUGGGCCACUAUUUCAAGAAGCGGUUGGGCCUGGUAAAUGGCAUCGUUACUGCUGGCAGCAGCAUCUUCACCAUUACUUUACCAUUUAUGCUGUCGGGCCUGCUGGAGAAAGUGGGCCUUCAUAACACCAUGCGGGUCCUCUGCAUCUUUAUGUUUGUGCUGAUUCUGGCUGGCUUCACCUACAAGCCCCUUCUGCCCAUCAGAUCCACUAACACACAGACUGGCAGAAAGUGCCCCCCCAUGAGCCAGAUCUUCAACACCAAUAUCUGGAAGUCUUUGGGAUAUCGCAUUUGGGCCUUCGGUAUCCCUGCCGCCCUCUAUGGCUACUUUGUGCCUUACGUUCACCUGAUGAAGCACGUUGAGGAACGUUUUGGACAAGAUGCCAGUAAAGAGGUUCUGCUCAUGUGCAUUGGCAUCACCUCCUGUGUGGGCCGUCUCAUUUUUGGCAGAGCGGCAGACUACGUUAAUGGAGUAAACAAAGUGUACCUGCAGGUAACUUCCUUCUUCGUCAUUGGCCUCAUGUCCAUGAUGAUCCCCCUGUGCAACAUCUUUGGUGGGCUGAUUGCAGUGUGCCUGCUGAUGGGGUUGUUCGACGGCUGCUUCAUCUGCAUCAUGGCUCCCAUCGCGUUCGAGCUGGUUGGGGAUAAAGAUGUGUCUCAGGCCAUCGGCUUCCUGCUGGGCCUGAUGUCCGUGCCCAUGACCGUGGGCCCUCCCAUUGCAGGUAAUAUAAAGUGCUGCAAUCCUCACAAUCAAAUCAAUCAAAAAGAUAUGGCAGCUCAAGUCAUACAUGAUUUGAAGUCAGUGACUCAAUAA